Choloepus didactylus (southern two-toed sloth) is the source of this 2585-nucleotide messenger RNA. It is a transcript of the gene MAPRE2, whose product is annotated as microtubule associated protein RP/EB family member 2. The coding region runs from base 131 to 1111 and encodes 326 amino acids. Gene Ontology annotation, molecular function: microtubule plus-end binding. Gene Ontology annotation, biological process: protein localization to microtubule plus-end; spindle assembly; regulation of microtubule polymerization or depolymerization. The transcript is spliced from 7 exons. The record is from RefSeq and is a predicted model, not a curated record. Lineage: Eukaryota; Metazoa; Chordata; Mammalia; Pilosa; Megalonychidae. Gene Ontology annotation, cellular component: microtubule organizing center; cytoplasmic microtubule; microtubule plus-end.
GCGGGGAGAAGGGAGUGAGUGAGCAGGCGGCAGGCGCGGUCCGUGCGAGGCGCAGGCGAGCGGGAAGACGCAGCCCACCUUCCUCACCCAGCCAGCCGAGAGCGGUGUUUCCUUUCUCGGGAGUGCGCCAAUGCCUGGUCCGACCCAAACCCUGUCCCCAAAUGGCGAGAACAACAACGACAUCAUUCAGGAUAACGGGACCAUCAUUCCUUUCCGGAAGCACACUGUGCGCGGGGAGCGUUCCUACAGUUGGGGAAUGGCGGUCAAUGUGUAUUCUACCUCGAUAACCCAAGAGACUAUGAGCAGACAUGACAUCAUUGCAUGGGUUAAUGACAUAGUAUCUUUAAACUACACAAAAGUGGAACAGCUUUGUUCAGGAGCAGCCUAUUGCCAAUUCAUGGACAUGCUCUUUCCUGGCUGCAUUAGUUUGAAGAAAGUAAAAUUUCAAGCAAAGUUGGAGCAUGAGUAUAUUCACAAUUUUAAACUUCUGCAAGCAUCGUUUAAGAGGAUGAAUGUUGAUAAGGUAAUUCCAGUGGAGAAGCUAGUGAAAGGACGUUUCCAGGACAACUUGGAUUUUAUUCAGUGGUUUAAGAAAUUCUAUGAUGCUAACUACGAUGGGAAAGAGUAUGAUCCUGUAGAGGCACGACAAGGGCAAGAUGCAAUUCCUCCCCCUGACCCCGGCGAACAAAUCUUCAACCUGCCAAAAAAGUCUCACCAUGCAAACUCUCCUACAGCAGGUGCAGCCAGAUCAAGUCCAGCAUCUAAACCAGGAUCCACACCUUCUCGUCCCUCAUCAGCCAAAAGGGCUUCAUCCAGCGGCUCAGCAUCCAAAUCUGAUAAAGAUUUAGAAACACAGGUCAUACAGCUUAAUGAACAGGUACAUUCAUUAAAACUUGCCCUUGAAGGCGUGGAAAAGGAAAGGGAUUUCUACUUCGGGAAGUUGAGGGAGAUCGAGCUACUCUGCCAAGAACACGGGCAAGAAAAUGACGACCUCGUGCAGCGACUAAUGGAAGUUCUCUAUGCUUCAGAAGAACACGAGGGCCCCACAGAAGAUGCGGAGGCCGAGGAGCAGGUCCACGAGCAGCAGCCCCAGCCGCAGGAGGAAUACUGAACCGCCACGGCAGCUCUUGACACUUCCAUUUUGUGUGGGAACUUUUCUUCUGGAGAAUUGGAACAUGUGUGGCCUCAAGCUCAACAGAAAUCAUUUGUUUCCAGUCUGCCGUUAACGUCAUCAACGUACCGUUGCACACGCCAACCACAGCGCUCGGUUCCCAUCUACUUUGCCAAGACAGCGUCAGCGGGCAGCAUAGGGGGCGUCUUCCUGCAAGAUCAUAGGGUCACGCACCUUCAGCUUCACCACUUGGCUGCUUGAGACUGGUUCUGUUCUCUCCUUCAUUUCUUUCCAGAACAGCUCUCCCCACCCCACCACUGCCAUCCCCUUUUGCUCUUGGUGUGAAACAAUGGUCAUUUGAUAUAUGGUAUUUAUAUUGGCAUUUUUCAACCCAGUGUCACUAGAUAUCACACACAUUUGUGGUGCUUUGAUGUUUGCAAGUCUAACCCUUGGACAUGAAUUCGGUCAAAUAAUGAAUUGGAACAAAGGGAAACAGACACUUGAUCCGAAAGCCAUACAGUGAUUUGUUUCAUGGGGAAGAACAUAGGGUCAGUUUUUCCCUCUCAAAACUAAAGGGAAAAAAUGGAUUCAGAACAAGGACUUCCGGGCCCAGCAGUGUUCAUACAUCCGCAUGUUAGACAACCACACGGUAUGUUGUUAGUUCUGAAAGACAUUCACUGAAGGAAGACACCAUCUCAGCUUCGCCCUCUCACCACUUGCCCCUGCCGUCCCCUUCCCCUCCCCACCCCAGGUUCUCAUGCUCUUUUCUUUCUCAGGGUCCUCUUUGGUGGGCAGCCACUCUCCCCAGAUGCUGUCAUCACUUACUGCAGUCCGAAGGGGGUUUGGGUGGGUUCAGGUUUCCUGGCUUGGUCCCCCCUCUCCCUCUUUGUGUGGGUUUCAGCCCAAACCCUGUCAUUCACAUGAGGGGCAUCCUGCUAAAGGGUAACUUAAGGGCAUGCAGCCCUGAGUUUCAGGGUUCUGCAUCACGCCACACACUUUCUGGAAGGCUGGAAGUGAAUACCUUAUUAGGAGCAUAAUUCCAAGGGAGAAUCAAGGUUCUACCGUCUGAUGUAUGACAUGGGAAUGACAGCACAGAGAAAUCUGUGGCUCCCAGUACCUUCUGGAAUAAGGAAUUUCCCCUCUUUAAUAUAAGGGCCCUUCUUGUCAUUGACCUUUACCAAACAGUGGCAAUUAUAAAUAUAGGAAACAUUAAUGAAUUAAAAGCAUUCCUUAUUUUUUUAGCUAAGAUUUGCACAUCUUCUUAGUCUCUUUCAAAAUCUUUGCCUCUUUUUCUCCUCCUUUGACAGAUGGUAUCCCUUCCUGGAUCAUUCAUUUCACUUGGUUUCUAACUUUAAAUUUACUUUCACUUGUUAUUUGACUUAGCAGGUGCAACAAAAACAAGAAACAAGUGUGCCCUCCCCACUUUCCGCUUAACUGAAAAGCUAAAAUAAAUUUCCGAAUUGUGUAUCCUAAA